AUGAAGCUUCAUCGUGUGUUCAGCAUCUUUGCGGCUGGAGUGAUCGGCCAAACCUCGGCCGCUUCCAGCAUCACUUCGGAUUCUUCGUUUCCAGGAUGGAAACCUUGCCCGGCCUACACUUUUCCUGGCGAAGGUGAAUACGAAGCCGAAUGCGUGACCUACGAUGCCCCGUUGUGUUACCCCGGUAUCUGCGAGACACCGGCGAAUGUGAACUCGACGAUCAAGGUUUUCGUCAAGCGGUUGCGUGCAAAGGGGGGCAACGUGGACGACGCACCAAAUGUGUGGAUGAUUCCAGAGAUUGAAUGUAGUGAAGUGGAACAUUCGAUGGUGACGCUACACAAAAGCCUCGAAGGAGCAGUCAACGUGUACACGAUGGAUCUCCGCGGCAAUGGACGCGGAACACUGCUCGAUUGUGCAUCAGGUCAAAGCACGACGAGCGUGUCGCAGUCGGAGAGCCCUGAUUAUUUGACGGACAUUCCUGCGUGUGCUCAAAUCCUGCAGGACCAGUAUGGAGACCUCGCUUCGUUCUCGAUCACAAGCGCUGCAACGGACAUUUCAUACUUCAUCCACAAGCAUACGAACGGCGCGAGUACAAUUGUGUACGGUGUGAGCGGCGGAACGAUGCAGGUCCAGCGUCUGAUGCAAUUGGAUCCGCCGAGCGUGAACGGAUACGUUUUGGACGGCGCCAUGGCCUAUGCAGUAUCGCCUGCCAAGAAGACUUAUUGGUCAGAUUACGACGCUGAUUUUGCUAGCGUGGGCGAUGCUUUCAUGAAGCUGUGCGCGCAAGACCGCGACUGCGCUUCUCACUUCAAAGCCACCAGCUUGUCUGCCACGCUUCACCGUUUGCUCCAGAACUUCGACAGCAAUCCCAACUCGACCUGCGCCUCGUUGGUAUCAAACUCAUCAGAGUUUGGGCCAGCCGUCGUCUUACAGACUACACUGGGUAGUCUCCUGUUGAAUUCAAGCACGCGGUCCUUGAUUCCGCCGUUGGUGCACAGACUCAAUCGAUGCGAUUAUAACGAUGUCAACGUCCUGAAGGUAUUCUUCGCGACCAACAACGAACAGGCCUCAUUACCGAACAAGGCCGAAGCCUACGUUUCAGGUUUUUACUGUUUUGUGGAAAUGUUUUCCGAGAUGUGGAAGACACCUUCACCUACGUACGACGAUCUAUUCACUCGAGCGAGAACCCUGAGCAUGACGGACGACAUGACUUCCUGGUACGUUUCGUAUUAUUGUCUGUACUCGAAUGAACGGUCGCCGGCGUGUGAUGAAAUGGGAUUUGACAAGUACGAGGCGAACCCCCUGACAUACCGGCGUGACAAGUUUUGGGGCAAGACUGCUACCGUUUCCAGCCAUGCCAGCGUGCUACAGUUACAUGGAAGGUUGGACCCAAAGAACCCUUACAAGCAUGGAGAAUCAUUUUUCAAGGCGCUCGACACUUCGAACAAGGAACUCAUUGCCUUUGACUACGCGCCGAUGGUGACAAUCGAAACGACCCCGUUUGGAGACGAUGGCAAGAACUGCGGCAUGGAGUUGCUACUUUCGUUCGUUCGCAGCAACGCUGACCUCAAACGCGUCGACAAGUCUUGCGUGGGUGAAAUGCCUGCGUUCAACAUGAAGGUGGCUCCUGAACUCGUGUCUACCUACUUCGGCACCGAGGAUGUGUACGACGGUGUCCCAGCCCGUGCCGAGCACAACGGAAGAGUGAAACCGGCGUUUUGA
Messenger RNA from Peronospora matthiolae, 1722 nucleotides. The record is from the annotation of a GenBank genome assembly. Lineage: Eukaryota; Oomycota; Peronosporomycetes; Peronosporales; Peronosporaceae.